AUGGCUAAAGCAAAACAACUAUUUCCUAAUUUUGAACAACAACAAGACGACUUUGAAACUUUGUUUUACUUUGGAACAAGUGACGACGAAGACACUAUAACACUCGAAAAAAGAGACUUCAUAUUUAACAUGAUUUCAAAAAAUUUGGACCCAAGAGGAAUGAUGCCAACUGUAGAAGACAUGUGUGAAGUUGCUUAUAAAAUAGCGACUUUUGGAGGAAAGAAAGGACUUGAUAUUGAAGACUACAUGAGGAUUCGACAGAAAGUUACCGACGAAGAAAUUACAAGAGAAGAGGCUUUGGAAUCGUAUGAAUAUUAUGACAUCUAUAAAGACAAUAUACUCAAUAAUGUGGCGUUUGUUAAUAGUGUCAAUGAAGAACAGCCGAUUGACGAGACUGACCCUCCUCUAUUAGUUGAUAGAAAGAUGAAGAGAUAUGCGUAUAAAGUGCUUAAGAGAGAAGACAAAGAUCACUCAAAUGUAUUUGGGCGCGAGAAGUUCUUAAAGGCGAUGAAAAGUGUGAUUUUGGAGAUGGAAAGUAACGUGACUGAAAAUGAUGAGAAUUUACUAUUGUUUAUUUAUAAAUUGAAAGAACACAACAAUGAGAUUGAUUCGGAAACAUUUAUGAAUUUGGUUGUGACUUGCUUAAUAUGUUUUAAUGAUGUAAUGGAGGAAGAUACUUUAAAUAAUAAAGAUAUACUGGAAUCUGUAUUUCUUUGGUUUGUAGGCAAAGAUAAAAAAUUUAUGUCAUUAGAAAAACUCGACUUUGUUCUUGAAAAGCUUAAUAUGUCAAUUAAUAACGAAAAUAUUAUUGAAUUUUUAAAGCAAAGUGGUUGUGAAACUGGUAUAUUUGUUAACGAUUUUAUCGAUUUGUUUGAAUGGUUGGGAAUUUAA
Entamoeba invadens IP1 is the source of this 891-nucleotide messenger RNA. RefSeq lists its product as hypothetical. The transcript has a single exon. The record is from RefSeq and is a predicted model, not a curated record. Lineage: Eukaryota; Evosea; Mastigamoebida; Endamoebidae. The coding region runs from base 1 to 891 and encodes 296 amino acids.